UGGGCGCGGCCCCACUGAGGCUGUGGCUGCGGCGUUGGCCGCGGGCGCGAGGCUUAGAUCCCGAGAACCCUGCUGGAGUCCAAGUUCGUUAGAAGCCUGCACCUUGGAGCGGGCCACGAUGGGGCCGGGUUGAGCCGCCCGCCACCGAACAAGCAGCGCGGCCACGGAUGGAGGGGCCGGUGGAGUUCGGCCCCGAGGCGGUGCUAUGUUUCCUUUUGGAGCGCGGGGGCCGAGCCCGGCACACCGAGCUAGUGCAGCACUUCAGGGGCGCCCUGGGCGGUGAGCCCGAGCAACGUGCCGGUGCCCGCGCCCGCUUCAAGGAGCUGGUCAACGCCGUAGCCACGGUGCGCACCGACCCUGCCGAUGGCACCAAGUACGUACAUCUCAAGAAGAGGUUCUGCGAGGGCCCACUGUCGCCCGAGGUCGCGCCCCCCCGGGACCUGCCCCGCAUCUCGGUGACCGCAGAGCCCGAGCCCCGCGGCGUCGACCCCGAGACGCCCGAUGGCCCGGCCAAGAGUCGGGAGAGCGGCCUGUGCGCCGAGGCGGCGUCCACCGUGGCGCCCCCGGGUCUGGACUGCGUGCCGGGCGAUGGGGAGUCUCCCGCCGCCGCCCUCGGGCCUCCAAGCCUGGCCAGCGACAGCCGAAGAGGGCCGCCUCUGAGCGGCGGGGCCCGGAGGAAGAACUCGCUGCGCGUCGCAGCCGGGGCAUCCGCCCCGGAGCCCAGCGAGGACCUGGAGCCCCCGCCCCACGGCUGCGAGGAGGUGGACGGGGGGAGCUCCCCCGGGGGGGCCACCACCCCAAGGUCUACUCGCCAGAACCUCCUGGACCUUGUGAUGGGCAGCUCCCCGCAGCUGAAAAGGAGCGUCUGCCCUGGGGGCAGCAGCCCUGGGUGCUCCUCGGGGGGAGGACGCGGCAAAGGCGGGGGCGACUCGGACAGCGCAUCGGUUGCUUCGUCGUCGGCAGAGGAGGAGAGCAGCAGUGGGGGCUCGGUGACGCUAGACCCUCUGGAGCACGCCUGGAUGCUCACGGCCUCGGAAGGCAAGUGGGACAGCCUAGAAGCGUUGCUCACUUGUGAGCCUGGCCUGCUGGCUAAGCGGGACUUCAUCACCGGCUUCACCUGUCUACACUGGGCCGCCAAGCAUGGCAAGCAGGAAAUCCUGGCCAUGUUGGUCAACUUCGCCAACAAACACCAGCUGCCAGUGAACAUCAACGGCCGGACCAGUGGAGGUUACACCGCCCUGCACUUGGCAGCCAUGCACGGGCACGUGGAGGUGGUGAAGUUGCUCGUAGGGGCCUACGACGCAGACGUGGACAUCAGGGACUACAGUGGGAAAAAGGCCUCGCAGUACCUGAGUCAGAGCAUCGCUGAGGAGAUCAAGAACCUGGUGGGAGCCCUAGAUGAGGACGACGACGGAGAGAGCGCUACCGGCAGCGGGGGAGGGCGCUGGAGGCUGUCAAAGGUGCUCCCUUCGCACCUCAUCACCCACAGACUCUCCCACAUCCUGGAGGAUGGAGGGGAUCAUCACCACCACCACCAUUUGGCUGAGGGAUGGGCUGGAGGCAAAGCAAAGGACCCAGGUCGCAAAGCCUCAGGCAGCUCUAGUGGGCGAGUAAAACCCAGACUCAACAAAAUACGCUUCCGAACCCAGAUCAUCCACACCACACCCUCUUUCAGAGACCGGGAGCAGCCACUGGAGGAGGGGGAGGAGGAGGAAGAAGAGGACCGGUCUCUUAAAGGCCAGUCAUCCUCGUUCAAAUUGAGACCAAAGUCCAAUGUAUUCGGGUAAAAAUCAUUUCUUUCAGAAAAUUCUAAGCUUAAUUUGCCUUCCGAAUUAGAAUACUAGAUGUAUGCAAGAAAGUGAGACCAGAAAAGACUUCAGCUAAAUUCCACGUUCUUAACUGGGGGGUUGGAAUGGGUGGGGAGAAAUACCCCCUAGCAUUCUGGGUGAGGUGGAUUUCCAAGUGAUUCAUCAAACCUUGCCCUAGGCCUCUUUUCCCCAUGGUAUCCCUCUACCCUGAAGUCCCUUUUUCUAAUGACUAGAAAUGUAUCUAAAUUGGUGGUACAGAUUUGAUGAUUUGAGGGUUCAUUUGAUUUAACCAUUACUGGAUGCCAUGCAAAGUAAGGAAUAUUACACUUUUAUGUAUCUGUUUUUUAAACUGGUUACUCGUCCAAGAGCGACAAGAAAUGGUGUAAUGAAACUGGUAGUAUUUGUAAGUGUGAACAAAUCUACAUACUGCCCUGUUUUUUUUUUUUAUUACUAAUUGCAUUUGGUUUUUAAGAUACUACUGAAGGUCAGGUCAGAAUUGAAUGCAAAAGAACUAAUUAGAGAAUAAUGUGAAUAAAAAUGGGAAUCCUGUUGGUAUCCUAUUUGUAUUGUAAGUAGUGUUCAACUAUUUUUUUUAAAAGCAAUUUCAGUUUUAAUCACUGAACUAAAGAAAUAGGCAGCAUUCACUAAUUAGGUUUCCUCCUAACUAUCUCUAAUACCACUGCACUCAAUAUUAAGGUACAUUAUUAUUAACUACACAAAUUUUUUGAUUAAAGAAAACACUUAACAACCUAUGGUACUUUUAAGUAAAACAUUGCCACUGGUACUGAUGCUCACUAAUGUGUUUUGCUCUUCUAAAAGUCUAAAUUUGCUGAAGUUUUUAUUCUGAGGUUAUAUAACAAAUGGUUUUAUUUGACAUGAUCCUAUUUGAUGAUUCUUAGAGCCAAAUUGCCUACAGAAACUUUCUGGUUUAAAUGAUUAGCUAAUAUUGGCAUAAAUCUUUGUGAGCUUAUGCUUCUGUGAAGUAAUUAUUAAAUCACCUUAAUGACUGUCACGUAAGGUACGCUUUUUGUUUUCCUAAUAAAACACAUUCAUAGUCUCUGCUCUGUAGCAAUAUUUUGCAAAUGUUUAAAAUACUAAAUUCUUUCAAUUUUCUAAUGUUUGCUUAAGUCUAUUAGAGACAUACAGUGAAGUUACUGAAAACAUGGAUAGUAAAUCUACCUACUUAAAAAUAGCACUUUAUAAAGGGAAAAGAGAAGAGAUGGUACUAUUUCUAUAUUUAAAUGCUGCUGGUUAUUGAAUUCCUUUGUAUAUAAAUGAAAAAUACCAUUCAUUAAAAUUAGAGACUUACAUUUUAAUUACAUUCCAUUCAAAUAUGUUAGGGUAAAUUUUUUAUAAUUAUUGUAAAAUUUAACUCACAUAUUAAAUAUAUUUGUAACAAGCUUCAAAACAACUUGUGGGAGACUAAUUCCAGCAAGUCCCCCCUUAGUCUUUUUGAACUCGUAAUUGCUGAAACAGAAGUACCUGUAGCCGAUAGCUUAUAGAGAUUGAGGAGUGAGUUAACUUGCAGAGUGAAUGAACCAAUAUAUGAAUUGCACAGAACUGCAGUCUUUAAUGAAGUGUUAGAUCUUUAAUUUCCCAAGUCAUAGAAAUUGGUAACAAGUUUGUCACACUUCUCUAGAUAGUAAUUGAGUUAGUUUAAAGAUUAAUGAAAAAUAUUCACAUAGAUAUUUAAACUAUUACCCAUUUGUGUGCCUUUAUUUUUGUUUUAGAAUUAUGGAAAUGGGCCAUGUACAUUUGAGAAGCACUUUUAUCCAUACAUAUGGGUGAAAAACAAUCUAAUUUUGUAUAAAUUAAAAAUAGGUCCCUUGAAGGUGAAAGCAGCCAUUUGUUUUGAAUCAUAUACACAUUACCUGUAUCUAGUGCAGAAUAAGCUAUAACUUCCCAUUGAGGAAUCUUACCUUUCAUUGACAUAUAAAGCUAAAGUGAACUAUAAAAAGUAGACACUUCAGAACCAUCUAAAUAUUCUAUAAACAGUCUUAAUCUCUUAAAUAUGUAUGUUACUAAUUGCACAAAAUCUAUUAAUUUGCUAGAUCUUUAGAGAUUGAACCAAUACUUCAUUUAAUUUGCUUUUCACACUGAAGAUUUUAACUUUUUCAAUAAAAUAUACUUUAAAUUUUCAAAACUCAUUCCUGAGGGGAACUACUUGUAGUGUUCCUUGCCAUGAUGCGCUGUGUAGCGUUUUCAGCUACUUAACUUUACAUUCCUCUUAUUUUUCAAUUUCUAAAUGGAGAAUAUAAAGAGCAAAUAAUUUGUGUAAUUUGAUAUUUGUGGAGUUAUAUUUGCCAUUAAUGGAAAUUAUGUCAGUUACUUAGAUGUUUGUUGAUACAAAACUGUGUGGUUAGAAAACCCAAGUAUGUCCAUGUGUUUCUUAUUGAUACACUUGAAACUAGUGAAUGUGUACAACAAUUCUCUUCACUUUUAUGGUAUAUAAAAUGCAGCUAGCUUAUAUAACUUGAAAAUCUGGUACUAUUUUAUUCAUGCCUGAAGUCUUGGAGUCCAGGAUGCCUUGUGUCUUAUUUUUUAAAUAAGUGAAAUUUUGGAAGUUUAGAAUGUAAAAUUUGUAGUUUGUUUUGUCAAAAUAAAAGGUUCACACUAGAUUUUUUUCUCCAAA
Molecule: messenger RNA, 4440 nt
Organism: Hipposideros armiger (great roundleaf bat)
Lineage: Eukaryota; Metazoa; Chordata; Mammalia; Chiroptera; Hipposideridae
Gene: SOWAHC
Product: sosondowah ankyrin repeat domain family member C
Exons: 1
Coding region: 168-1787 (539 amino acids)
Molecular function (GO): protein binding
Source: RefSeq, a predicted model, not a curated record